AAAAAAGAUAAAUACUUCUUGAAAGGGAAUGGUGAAGAAGCAAGACAGGAAAGACUAAAAUUACAAUAAAUCAAAUUGUUUCCUAUUUAGCAGUUCACCUCUGCUUACUGCUCUACCAACAUUUGGCAAAAAAUCUGUUGAUUUAAUUCGGAGUCAUCCCAAAGUUUAUCGAGCCAUCUGCUAUCAGGUGGCAGAGCUCAUGUUCGCAGCUAGCGUUAUAACCUGCUCAAUAUAUGUGAAGUCACAAGCGUUAACACAUAUGGCUCGACGCAUAGAAAAACUUCAUACAGAAAAUGAAUUUCUUGAAAAGCUCACUUCGAGCAUGGAAGCCUCGAUGAGAAUGUACGGUCUCGUUCCAUUCAUUGGUGGUAUCGUUAUUGCAGCAAUCAAUGUACUGUUAAUCCAACAGUGCUUCCAGUAUGGCAUCAAUAUCAGAAGCAAUCUUUGCGGAAUAGCAGCUAUAAUUACGAUGACCCUUAUAAUCUUUUCCGGAAGUGCUCUUGUGCUUCUGGACAUUUCGCAUUACCCGAACGACAGCGCAGGUGUUAGCAAGGAUAACAUCUAUCUAUUAAUGCACUUCGUGAAAGUAGCAAUUGAUGAAGGAGACCCAGUCUUAAACAACAUCGUUCACACUCUUCAUGAACAGGGUUGUUUGUACGUGCAGCAGUACGUUGUGCUACUUUGCGCAAAUCGAGCAGAAUACGCCGCAAUCUUCUUGAUGCCUGGAUCGCAGAAAGCCUAA
Messenger RNA from Strongylus vulgaris, 742 nucleotides. The record is from the annotation of a GenBank genome assembly. Lineage: Eukaryota; Metazoa; Nematoda; Chromadorea; Rhabditida; Strongylidae.